This is a messenger RNA of Petromyzon marinus (sea lamprey), 1771 nucleotides long. Lineage: Eukaryota; Metazoa; Chordata; Hyperoartia; Petromyzontiformes; Petromyzontidae. The record is from RefSeq and is a predicted model, not a curated record.
UCCACAUUUCGCAACGCCAACUGCACAAGUUUGUGCAAAUGCACACCAAGCCGCAGCGUCGUGUGUAGCCCGUUCCCCUGCGAGGGCUUCUGCGUCCUUAAAGAUGAGAAUCGUUACUGCGUCCCGAAGAAGAAGCAGUGCCACACCGUGGGUGACCCCCACUACAGCACCUUCGACGGAAUGACAUUUGACGUCCACCACGCGUGCAACUACACGCUGCUCACUCUGCUGUCCAAGCCGAGCUGCAGCGUCGUGGCCAGGCUUGAGCAGAAGCCGUAUUCCGCUACGGCCUCCACCGUGGCCCUGUACAUCACGGAAGGAGCGGACACCAUCACCCUGGGGAGGGGCUCUGCCGUCUACGUUGACGGCAUUCGAAGGAACCUCCCUGUGGCCACCGCGUCGUUUGUCGCCUUGGAGAGCGCUGGGCACGUGCUCUUGUUCAGCGUCGCGGAGCCGUACCUGGUGAGGUAUGACGGCUGGGGCACGGCCAUGAUAGAGGUGCUCUCUCUGAACAACCGCACCGGUGGUUUGUGCGGCAACAACAAUGGGAGGGAGGACGAUUUCGGCGAUGUGGUGGAGUUUGCCAACAGCUGGGCCGCUCCUUCGAAUAAUUCCAACUGUGAUCUGAGGGACUCUGCGGCGUUGGGCGCGACGCCCCUCCAGUGGGCGGCUCCGGCCGCGAGCAGCGGGGCCUGCUGGGUGCUGUCCAACCCGACGGGGCCGUUCGCCGCCUGCCACGCGGUGCGCUCCCCCGCCUGGUGGUUCCAGAGCUGUGUGGCCGACGCGGCUCUGCCGGGCCGCCACGAGCCCACGUCGGCGUGCGCCCUGCUGCACGACUACCACGCGCUGUGUCGCGAGGUGUCCGUAUACGUCGGCGAGUGGCGGUCGGCCGCUCGUUGCGAGCUUGCGUGCCCGCCCCACAGCCAUUACACGCUGUGCGCCCGGAUGUGUCCCCCCUCGUGCGCCACGGCUGACGAGGAGGUGGUCUGCGACUGGCCCUGCGUCGAGGGCUGCCAGUGCCACGUGGGCUACUUCAAGCACGACGGCGAAUGUGUGGCGCAGGAGGACUGCGGCUGUGUCGAGGAGGGAAGCGGCGGGGGCUUCUUCUAUCACCCGAUAAACGCGGAGUUUUACAACUCCAACUGCUCUCUGCUCUACACGUGCCAGCGAAACCGGACUCUGACCAGCGCACCCACCGCCUGUGUUGCAUCACAGUGCAGACUCUCUGAUGGGGCUUACCGAUGCGAGCAGGGCAAGUCCACUGCGUGCUAUGCAUCGAGUCGGUUUCCUGCUCAAAUGAGCAUUGAGGGGCAGCAGUACGUGCUGUACCACAGCCCUGGGCCCGGUGCUGGUGGUAAUUUCACAUUCCUAUAGCUGUGGAGGUGUUUUGUGACCUGCGGGUCGCCAAUUGUGAAAACCAAGUGUCGUUUGAUGCCUUCACAACCAGCUCCAAUAAAUUAACAAAGUCAAUAUAAAAUUUUAGUUUUCGCUUUUGCUUAAAUUCAGCCCUAAUAAUAUAAUGUUUGACAAAGAUGAUGCAUCUCUUCUCCUUCCCUUCGUAUGCACAUUUGUCAUGCUUGUGCGUUUUUUGGCUGCCCUUAACUUGUGCUGCUGCCAGUCUUCUAAAGAUCAUCCGGGACUUUUGUUGCCGCUUCCGCCUUGUAAAUAUAAACUUCUUCGUCUUAAUACCAAUGACGCCUCCCUUUGUAGCGCCCACGUGGAGUGUGUACUGCUAUUCGGAGAUUGCAAACAAAAAAAACCCUGGAAACGA